This is a messenger RNA of Abrus precatorius (Indian licorice), 2091 nucleotides long. Its product is annotated as U-box domain-containing protein 35-like. Lineage: Eukaryota; Viridiplantae; Streptophyta; Magnoliopsida; Fabales; Fabaceae. The record is from RefSeq and is a predicted model, not a curated record. The coding region runs from base 1 to 2091 and encodes 696 amino acids. Gene Ontology annotation, biological process: protein phosphorylation. The transcript has 8 exons. Gene Ontology annotation, molecular function: ATP binding; protein kinase activity.
AUGUCUUCCCAUGGUGGUACCUCGUCACCCUUAAAUGCCACCAUGGUGGCUGUCGAUAAAGACAAGAAUAGUAGUCAUGCCUUUCGCUGGACAAUUAAUCGUAUUGAUAAUCCUGUCAUCAUUGCCGUCCAUGUCAAGAACAAAAAUAUUUCUCAGCAGGGCUCCAAUGUUCAUCCCCCCGAUGAAGACGAUUUAGCCAAUGUUUUCAAUCCCUUACGUCAAAUGUGCCAUCACAAUGUCAUUAAGAUGAAAGAAGCCGUAAUCGAUGAUACUGAUGUUGCUAGAGGAAUUUUGGAAUAUGCACACAGAAAUCGCAUCCACACUAUAGUCCUUGGUGCACCCUACUCGGCCAAGGGUACUUUGUCAUUCGCAAGGUCUUUGAACCUGAGGACAGGAAGCAAGAAAUAUAAAGGCCAAGAUGUGCCAGCAGCCAUAAUGAAAUCAGCCCCAGAUUAUAGUUCCGUAUAUGUAAUUUCAAAAGGGAAGAUAGUGGAAGCUCGACCAGCAAUACGCCCAAUGGUAAACAUGGUUGCACCGCAAAACGAAAAUGGAGUAAGGACACAAUCAUCUAGAAGAGGGAGCACCAAUGGAAGAUCAGAAAGAUCACCUCUAAAUGAAAUGUCAAGGUGUUCUUCAGCUAGUCAGUCAAUGGACAACAUUUAUCUUUCCAAUCGUGGACAGAGGUCCCCAUUUGGCCAUAGCCCAAGCUCAGGUGAAAGUGACUCUUCAGGGUCACAUAAAUAUGGGUCAACGGAUACAACUAAACAAGAUGGUGAUUUAAGCUUUGCAUCAGAUUCCGAACCCUCAGGAGAUAUGGAAGCUGAGAUGAAAAGAUUGAGGCUCAAAUUGAAGCAAACUAUGGAUAUGUACAACUCAGCUUGCAAAGAAGCAAUAUCAGCCCAAAACAAGGCUAAAGAGAUUAACCAAUGGAAACUGGAGGAGGCACGUAAAGUUGAGGAAGUUAAGGUGUCUAAGGAGGCAGCUCUUGCCCUGGCAGAACAAGAGAAGGCUAAAGCCAAAGCUGCCUUGGAAGCAGCUGAAGAAGCCAUGAAGAUGGCUGAAAAGGAAGCACAAAGAAGAUUGCGAGCAGAAAUGAAGGCCAAAAGAGAGGCAGAAGAAAAGGAUAGAGCAUUAAAUGACUUGGCUAGCAAGGAUAUUCGAUAUAGAAAAUAUACCAUAGAUGAUAUUGAAAAUGCUACUCAAAAUUUCUCCCUAUCAAUGAAAAUAGGUGAAGGUGGAUAUGGACCUGUGUUUAAAGGACAACUUGACCACACCCCAGUUGCAAUCAAAAUUUUAGAUCCUAAUGCUUCCCAUGGCAGGAGGCAGUUCCAACAAGAGGUUGAGGUAUUAUGCAGCAUAAGGCAUCCAAACAUGGUCCUUCUCCUUGGUGCAUGUCCUGACUAUGGAUGCUUAGUGUAUGAAUACUUGGAUAAUGGUAGCUUAGAAGAUAGAUUAAUGAGGAAAAAUAACAGCCCCCCUAUUCCAUGGAGCAAACGUUUCGAAAUAGCUUCUGAGAUUGCAACUUCACUUCUUUUCCUUCACCAAGCAAAGCCUGAGCCAAUCGUGCACCGCGACCUUAAACCAGCCAACAUUCUCUUAGACAAGAACUAUGUGAGCAAAAUAAGUGAUGUUGGUCUGGCAAGACUAGUGCCAUCUUCUGUGGCUGAUUCUGUCACACAAUAUCACUUAACUGCAGCUGCUGGAACCUUUUGUUACAUUGAUCCUGAAUACCAACAAACAGGAAUGUUAACAACAAAAUCAGAUAUAUAUUCCUUGGGGAUAAUGUUACUACAAAUAAUCACAGCCAAGCCUCCUAUGGGGCUAGCUCACCAUGUUAAGAAGGCAAUUGAAAAGGGAACAUUUUCAGAUAUGCUUGAUCCUAUGGUCACUGAUUGGCCUAUUGAAGAGGCUCUUGCAUUUGCCGAACUCUCAUUGAGUUGUGCAGAACUCAGCAAAAAGGAUAGGCCUGAUCUUGCAACAGUAGUAGUGCCAGAGCUUAACCGUUUAAGGAACUUUGGAUAUGCAUCGAUGAGUAAUCAGAAUCUUUGCCAUGUAACACGGCCUCCUACGCCUACGCGAAGUCCACGUUGA